Molecule: messenger RNA, 532 nt
Organism: Saccostrea cuccullata (small rock oyster)
Lineage: Eukaryota; Metazoa; Mollusca; Bivalvia; Ostreida; Ostreidae
Exons: 5
Coding region: 1-507 (168 amino acids)
Source: RefSeq, a predicted model, not a curated record
AUGGCUCGAUGUUGUCAUGCCGUCAUUCAAGGGAAGGCCAUACCCGCUUUAGCAAAUGCGGUUAAAAAUAGAUACAACAUAGACAAAAAACCUAAUAUUUUAUCUAAAAUGUUAAAUUUUGUGUACUUAUUUUCACUGAUGAUACCACACUCUAGUGGCAAGGAAUGUCCGAAGAAUGAAACAUCUUGGACACAAAGAUCAAAGACAAUCUGUGACAAUACUGAAAAUCGUGUUUAUCAUUGUCUCCCUACAAACAAUUUGAAUGACACAAUAGAGGACUGCUUCAUUCCACAAACAAUACAGCCAGGUCAUUGUGCAGUUUACCAUACAGUCACAAAAAAUGUUUCUUUUGACCCACGGAAAAAGUGUACAGAUAUAUUUCCUGAAACGUGUCCAAAAGGAGUGUAUCAGUCAAACGAACUUUAUAGAUGGCCGUCAUGUUUAGAGAUAAAUCCUUACCAGCUUUGCUACCUGGCUGAAUCUACCUGUCCAGAUAUACAAAGGUAAAUAAAUUUACAUAGGAGGAGAGUAA